ACACGAUGGGCACUGGUCAUACACAGGAGGUCAAAACACAUAACAGCUGACAAGGACUGAACAGAAAUCAUGGCAUUAUAUACACAAAGACUAAUAAGUUAAUGAAACACAGGUGAGGACAAUCAAGGACAGCUGGCAGUAAGGGCAGGUAAUUAUGGGAAGUGUAGUACGGGAGGAACAGAUGAGAGGGGAGAAACACAAGUCAAACAACAGUGAAUCAUGACAGGUGUUAUGGAGUAGAUGUUAUGUUUUUUUUUUUUUUUUUUUGUACAUCCUUAAUGAAUGGCUCUUUGGGGUCCCUGGAUAUAAAUUGUUAUACGUACAGAGAGUAUUUCAAUGCUAAGAGAAAAUCAAGCCCCAAGCUUCUUUGGCUUUGACCUCUUUCACUAAACAUUUUAAUGCAUGGAAGCAAUUUAAAGAUUGAGAGGAUUAAUUAAGAGUCAUACAAAUUAUUUGAUAUAAGGGCAUUUGAAGCGUGACUAAUACUUGCAACUGCAUACUGUUUCAAAACAUGUAAUCCCUUAUCAAGUUUAAAAAAAUAAAAUAAAAAAUACAACUGAUGUGAUUGAACACAGCUGGUAAAAUGUCCAUCCUGUGGCUUCUCCAUGAUUUAUUAAACAUCAAUUAGGGAUACUACAAUAAUAUAGACCAUAGAUGGGGGUUAACACUGUAAUAAUCUCCAGAUUAAAAAAUAAACUGCCUGCAUUGAAUGCCAUUUAUCACACACUGUUUUGUUAUAUUAUAUAUUGAUGUAUAAAUAGUGACACUGUUACCACGGUUUCAGUGUUAUGCAGAAGAAACCUCCCAAUAGCAUCUCUCUAACACAUCCCACACAGUCUAACAGACACUCUGCUCUGUGAGCUUCAAACCCACUGCGCUCUUCCGAGUGAACAGAAUUCAUACCAUGGAGUUUGGUCCACGUGCCAUCUAUAAACACCAUCUGCUGCAUCACGCCCAGUUUAUACACACACACACAACAUGUUAUUGUGCAUAAGAAAUCGUGAUGCAUUAUGUCAAUAUAUUGAUCUGAUGAAAGAUUAUAAAUAUAUAAUAUGCCGUGUGCCUGCAGAUUUUCUCUCUCUUUUUGCUGCCUUCAGAUGUGGGGCAGAGGUUUACAUGGACAUCAUCACAUGCCCUGAUUCACCCUCGGCUGUCCUGUGGGAGAGAGAGAGAGCUUGCAUGCGUUACUGGAGAGAUGAGAUCAGUUUAAGAGUGCACAAAAUUACAUUCACACGUGCAAUUCAUGUUAUGUAAGAGCCCUGACUGCUUAACUGUAUGCUGUAGGAUAACAGAGGCGGUGAGCGGAGAGACAGAGCAAAUGUUGGAUACACACAGAGGGAAACCUACUCUUAAUACAGUAAGAGGAAAUACCAGAGAGGAAAUUUUUAGGAGAUCUGGACAUGUGCUUGGACUAUCUAACAAACCCAGAUAUUUACAGAUGUCUUAAGUAGGAGUAAAGGACUUUUUUGUGAUAUUCUCUCAAUGGGCAGUAUGGAUGGAUUAUGGUCAGCUAAAUGUAUCUUGCUAUGCAGAUUAUUGUGAUAUCCUGAGGACAUAUUUGCUGUUUUGAUCCUUGAGCUUUGAUGAUGACAUCAGUGUGGCCCUUGGUGUGGAUUGUGUGUGGACUGACUGUGUGGUCUCCUCACACUCAUGCAGCAUCAAAGAAACACAUGACCACCUUUGUUCCAUCCAUGAAGGAGCAGUCAACAGAUCCAGAACAUCAGACUGACCCUACAGAUCCACCCAUCAACAACAGAGCCUCAGAGAGCCCCAUUCUGCUCAUGACCACCUCUGCUCCAUCCACGGAAGAGCAGACAACAGAGCCAGACCAUCAGACUGACCCCACAGAUCCACCCAACAACACAGGACUCACAUGUAUACCUCUGCUUCCCCCUCGACGGGGAUCAUACUACGUGGAGCAUGGCACGGGGGUGUCUGUGGGCUCUAUGCUUGUGUUCUGGUGCAGGGAGGGUUACCAACUGGUUGGCCAUGAGAAAAUUACAUGCAUUCUGAAAGCAGGCACCCCUCGAUGGAGCAGCUACCUUCCAGUCUGUGAGAGCAUCCCUAGACCAAAUGACCAGGGAUUUCGCGUUGCUUUGCUGGUGUCUGUAGUUAGUGGGGUGGUCAUCCUGAUCAUGACUGUGUCCUUCAUCGUCUGCUGUUGUCAAGAGCACAUCAGUAAAAAGAGGGAAAAGCAACAGACAGGCAGGAGCAGGAGAAGAGAAAAGCGAAGCUCUAGAUCUUGUAGGAGCCCGUCCUGGUUGCAGAGAGAGCAGCUAGACUGGGAGGCAUUCCCCCCACCUAAACUUUUCAGCCUGUCCCAGCAUCUUGACCGACCGCUGCCUCCUGGCAGCCCUGUUUAUUCUGAGGUUGUCAGAGCCUAUGAGAACAGUGGGUAUGAGAGGAGUCAAGAGAGCUUGCUGAGAAACCCCCAUGCCACAUACCCCACAUACCAAGCCAACAACCAAAUCUACCCAGCCCUUGUUUUCCAGAGGGUCCAAACUGAGCCAAACCCCACCACCUCCUCCAACAACCCAGUUUACGUACAGAUUUCUACUCCUCCCAAAAACAAGACCAAACAUGGUCCUUCUGUCACCCACCCAUAGACUCACUGGGGAUGCAACCAUUAUUCAAUUUUCCCAUCAGCAGAACUGAAUGUGGACAAGACAACACAGAAAACACAGCUGUAGAAAAGGAUGAGGGAUAGAUAAAGCCAAAUAGAUGGGGAGAAGAUUGAAAUGGUCUUUGUGACCAGGAAAAGCACUUUGAUAUUUCUGCAGUAAAGUUCAAGAUAUUUUUCAAUGUAUAAAUACAUUACCUGUAUUGUAAAUAUUUUGGAGUGGGCCUAUUUAUUCUUAUCAGAUCCUUAAUUUAAUUUAACCAAACUGUAAAUAGAAGUUUUGAUGAUAUUGUAAGAAAAUAAAAACUAACACUAAUCAAAAUCUUUUGUUUUGCACAGUUCAGAAGUAUGCUUAAGGUGGCCAACUACCACCAAUUGUCAUACAUUUUUUGUUAUAAUCUUGGUAAGAAUAUUCAGAUAGUAUCGAGCUUCACCAUUGUUAACUUAAAAUCUAAUUGUAAAAUUUGCACUUUAAAUGCACUUAUUGUGCCCUUACUGUAUUUGUUAUAAAUUGUUGUGUCCAUCUGUUUUUAAUGUGUCUCUCUUUAUUCAGUUAUUAAUAAUCUACACAUAAUAAAACAGCUUGUUUCUUU
Messenger RNA from Myxocyprinus asiaticus (Chinese sucker), 3213 nucleotides. RefSeq lists its product as uncharacterized. The coding region runs from base 1584 to 2606 and encodes 340 amino acids. Gene Ontology annotation, cellular component: plasma membrane. The record is from RefSeq and is a predicted model, not a curated record. The transcript is spliced from 6 exons. NCBI's taxonomy places the organism in Eukaryota, Metazoa, Chordata, Actinopteri, Cypriniformes, Catostomidae.